Molecule: messenger RNA, 2912 nt
Organism: Orussus abietinus
Lineage: Eukaryota; Metazoa; Arthropoda; Insecta; Hymenoptera; Orussidae
Product: serine-rich adhesin for platelets
Exons: 2
Coding region: 367-2805 (812 amino acids)
Source: RefSeq, a predicted model, not a curated record
UUACUUAGAAAUGUAUGACCUGUACUAAAAGUGCAGGGAUUGUAUAUAUAUUUUUUUAAUAACGAAUUUAUUAAAAUCCGUAGAAAAAGGUGCAGUUCGAGGGGAAGGGUGUUCGCACCUCAGAGAUUCAAAGAAGAAGAGUGCAGAAUUUAAUCUCAGACGUGAUUACUUUGGCCGAAGAGGAGACACCGAGGAAACUCAAGGAGGAGCCGAUAAUUGCCCAGGGGAAUUUUGGAGAUAAGAGAACCUCGCCCGACUCUAAUAGGUCCUGAAAAUUAGGAGAGGGUUUCUUAAUGACGGGAGAAAUAAUUAAGAAUUCCUCCCCCGAACAGGAGCGGCUGUAAAAAUAUUUCCAGAAGCCCGAAAAUGCAUCACGCGAAGAACGAUUCGGAGUCCUCGAUCGAGUGGAAAGUCUCUCUGGAUAAAUUAAGGAAAGAGAAAACCUCGGGGAAAAUAGUCGCAUCAAAUGAGAAUUGCAAUAAUAUCGGAGAACGAAGCAAGUCAACGAAACCGAGAAAACAUGGAGAACCUUUGCAACCCGCGUGGAAACCUGCAGGGAGUGCGAAAAUUCCUGCAAACAAAAUGGCGCAUCCUGAGAAGAGGACCACUUCGAGCAAGAAUAAAGAGAACGAUUCGGCAAGGGAAAGCAGGGGUAGAAAAGGCUCAGGAAAUUUCGUCGCGGGUCUUCCAGGAGCUGAAGAAAAGGGAAAUUUAAAAAAUGUAACGCCGAACUCGACAACUAGAGCGAAAACGCCCUCCUCGAGGAGCGACCGAUCCGAUAUAACAAUCUCAGAUGGAGAGGAUCCAUUAAAUUCCUUUAACGAUCGGAGAAGUUUCUUAUCCAGGGGGAAAUCCCUCGCCUCAAAAAGUGCAUCCGAGUGCAACUCGAACGUUGAGGUGCAUUUCGAUCGCGUCGCCGCCAGCAAAGUGAAAAGGACGAAAGUCGUGCAGAUUUUGGAGAGUAUCAUAAAGAGGCCUCUAAAGAUUUCCGAGGAAGAGGCGGGAGGGAAUUUGAUAAUUAAUAAGGUAGAGAGUGGAGGAAAAUUAUUUCCAUCGGGGUCGGUAAAUAUUUCCCCUCCGGGGAGCGUAAAUUCCCGAAAGGAAAUGGACUUUGAAGAGACGUCGAGUCUUCGGGGAAGUGUUUCAAGGUCCACUGCGGAUGCUGGGAAAAAUUUAUCCCUGGACCAGAUCGUCUCGGAUACGACCUCGAAAAUUGCUUCCAUGGUCUCGGAGGAAUGCAACGCGGAAUUCAGCUCGAGUUGUUCGAUCGGAGAGGCUGGGUCGAAUAAAUGCUGCCAAGCUUCCCUGACCUCGACCUCGAAUUCCGAAAAUUCGAGCAAAUCAACCUCGAUCAAGUCCGAAGAGCAGGGAAAGCUGGAAAACUCCGUAUCGACGAGUAGGAAAAAAUGUCCAAAUAGACACGCGAAGUCUCUGCAGCUUUUGAGAGAGAUCCUCGGAGAUGAUCCGAGUGCAAGUUUGGACAGAAAGAAAUUGGGGGUGAGAUUUAAAUUGCCGGUGGAGUUGUCAAAAAAUUUCGCGCGUUUAGGGAGUGAUAAGGGAUUCUCGACUGCCGUGGAAAUGGAGAAAGAAAAGGGAGAUUCCUCGUCGAGGAAGAACUCCAAGACGUCGGUGGACGACUCCAUGGUGUCCAUUUUGUCGUCCGAAAAAGACUUGGGAUUUUUCUCAGCGAGAGAAACUAAACUUUCAGGGGACUCUCCGGAUUUAGGAUCGCGAUCCCUUAAAGAAAAAUUAACGAAAGAUGCAAGCACCUCGUGUAGCAUUCCUAGUAUUCUGGAUUUCAGACCAUCAAAUGACAAGGUAGGGUCCGAAUCUCUGGAGAGAAAAAUCAUCCAGGAAGCGACAUUCAGAAGAGAUGCAAGUAUAUCCUGUGUUCCAGAUUUAAUUCACUCGACCACUUCCGGGACUAUCGCGAAAGAAUUUUAUCAAGAGCGGUCGAUUCAGACGAGUCUGAAAGCGGUGGAUGUCUCAAUCGAGACCGAGGAAAUAUCUAGAGAAAAAAUAAUGACCUCGAAACGAGUGACAGCUAAUCUGAUGCCGCUUCGUCAUAAGAAAAACACUUGCACCGAGUCAUAUUGCCAAUACGAUGCAACUAUGAUUAAACUGCCAUUCAACACAAACACAAUAAAAGUCGCCAUGACCCAGACCGAGCACUGUCCAAAAAAAUCCGUCGAAAUUUCCACCGACCAAGACUUACCGAAAAUGUUAAAAGAAACUGGGAUAAAAAAUGAAACGUGCGAAGAUACACCGAAUAUCCUCGAGAACGACUCACUGAAUGAAAUUUCAUCCUCGUCCUUGAUUUCAUCUGAUGCUCGUCAAGACAGGUGCACUGAAAGCUGCACCUUGCAGAGGAUAAACCACCUGGGCCAAUUGCCAAAGGACAUCGUGAUAGCACUCGAAAGGACCUCCGAGCACGCCCAAAACCUGCACAAAACGAUCAGUCUGUAUCGAAGGAAUUUCAUUGACCAAAGGACCGUCCAGGACCCUCGUAUCCAGACCCUGGGAAGAAGGAAUCCAGGAACGGAGACGAAAUCCUUGUCGGAGUUGGCAGAGAAGUUAGAACCAAGGAAGUCCGAACUCGAGGUUCCGAAAAUGAAGGACGAUCAGGAGCAGAGGUCCUGGAAAAAUGGGAAGGAUAGUUCGGAGGUUUUCGAAGACGACGACGACGUGUAUGGGUAUCAAGGAGUUCUCUCGAUUUCAAGGAAAAAUGUCCUGGCUCUUGUUUACGGUUUUACCUGCACGCUCGUCUUCUUCUGCCUGCGGUUCUCCAUCGCUUGCGAGAGUUGACCAGUUAAUAAUUUUUUAAGCAACUGGCAGGGUGCCUGUCUUGUAAAACUAUUAUGCGUUACAUGUUCCCGUGUCGGUUGAUUGUAAAAUAAAUCUCCACGAGGCUA